This is a messenger RNA of Acipenser ruthenus (sterlet), 1013 nucleotides long. RefSeq names its product glutathione S-transferase A4-like. Gene Ontology annotation, molecular function: glutathione transferase activity. NCBI's taxonomy places the organism in Eukaryota, Metazoa, Chordata, Actinopteri, Acipenseriformes, Acipenseridae. The transcript is spliced from 7 exons. The record is from RefSeq and is a predicted model, not a curated record. Bases 141 to 809 code for a protein of 222 amino acids. Gene Ontology annotation, biological process: glutathione metabolic process.
UUAAAUGGGCGGACCAUUGAAAUCUGAAUUCUUCAUGAAAAACUCUGGUAUAACCAGUUCAAAGGUUGCAGGGAGUGUUUAUUUAUAGAAUCUGAUUACAACAGGUUUUCUUGCGCUCCAAAAGAAGUGCGGCGAUCAAAAUGGCAGAAAAAGCAAAACUCUAUUAUUUUGAUGGAAGGGGUUUAAUGGAAUCGAUUAGGUGGCUGUUAACAGUUGCUGGCGUUGAGUUUGAGGAGGUAUUUUUGAAGACCAGAGAACAAUAUGAACAGUUGCUAAAAGAUGGAGCCCUUAUGUUUCAACAAGUACCUCUUGUUGAAAUUGAUGGAAUGAAGCUUAUUCAGACCAAAGCUAUUUUAAACUACAUAGCAGCAAAAUACAACCUCUAUGGGAAGGACCUGAAAGAAAGAGUCAUGAUUGAUAUGUAUGUGGAAGGAAUCAGAGAUCUGAUGGAUCUUAUUGCAAAGCAUCCAUUCUUGCCUCCUGGAGAAAAAGACAGCAACACAAAUCUCAUCCAAACAAAGGCUGUCGACAGAUACUUCCCUGUUUAUGAAAAGGCCUUGGAUCAGAGUGGAGGAGGCUACCUCGUUGGUAGCCAGCUUAGCAAGGCUGAUGUUCAGGUGUUUGAGGUUGUUUUGAUGGUUGAAGAAAAAUUUCCAUCAAUUUUGUCCAAUUUCCCGCAAUUACAGGCUUUUCAAACAAGAAUGAGAAGUGUACCAGCCAUCCAGAAGUUCCUACAACCUGGCAGCCAGAGAAAACCUCAACCUGAUGACAACUAUGUGAAAACUGUCAGGGAAGUUCUGAGAUUCUAAAGAAAAGCUAAAUGCAAUUACUAGUAAACAGCUUUUAUUCCAUCAAUAAGAAUCAGUCUUACAAAGUUAACCAUUGUUUGUAACCUCUGUACUGAGCGUACUGUUAUACAGAAAAGACAACUAAAACUGUGUGUUUUGUUGUGUUAUACCGGUAGUACCGAACCUGUUAAUUUUGUGAUUAAAAAAAUUAAGUAUAAAACUUGA